UCCAAAGAUACCCAACCUUGUAGAAUUGGAAGUUUGACUUUUACCAAAAAUAUUGAUAGCAGGAGAGAAACAUGUAUCGAACUGGACACUGAACCCAGAGUAAAUAUAAUCGAGAUGUCAGCAGCCUGGACAAGUCAACAAAAGAGUGUUUUACGCCAAGUCUCAAUGGUAGUACGAUCAAACCAGUUACUUAUAGUCACAGGACCUGUUGGCAGUGGAAAGAGCUCGUUACUGAUGGCCAUUCAAGGGGAAAUUCCCACACCUGAAGGGAAAAUUACGGUCCAUGGUCAAACAGCUUAUGUUAGCCAAAUACCUUGGAUCUUCUCGGCUUCCAUUCGUGAUAAUAUUGUAUUUGGACGACCAUUUGACGAGUACCGAUACAAGAGAAUACUAGAAAUGUGUGACCUUCAGAAAGACAUCAAGUGCUUCCCUCAUGAAGACUUGACCAUCAUUGGCCAGAGAGGUGUAGGUCUCAGUGGUGGUCAGCGUGCAAGACUCAGUCUAGCUCGCGCAGUCUACUCAGAAGCAGAUAUCUUCUUAAUGGAUGACCCACUCAGUGCAGUUGAUGCCAGGGUUGGACAACACAUCUUUGAUAAGUGUAUCUGUGGAGAGCUGUCGAAUCGAGUAAGAAUUCUGGUGACCCAUCAAGUACAAUACCUUCCACGAGCUGACAAGAUAGCAGUAGUAAGAGAGGGUGCUGUUGUUCUCGGGACAUAUUCGGAAUUGAGCAAAAACGGAAUAGUAGAUACCUUACAGAAAAGACAUGAAGAUACUACCAGCGACUACACAUUACAUGAAGAAGUCGUUCAUUAUAAAGAUGAUAAUUCUAAAGACAUGAGGGAGGAAGAUGAGGACAGAACUACUGGUACGGUGUCUUGGCGCUUGUACUGGAGGUUUUUCAAGGCUGGAUUACCUUCUGUUAUCAUUGUUUGCCUUGCUUUAUUUUACAUCAUCGCUCAAGUGUCAUCGGUGGUUCCAACUUGGUGGAUGUCACGAAUAGUUCAUAUGACACUACAGGAGCAAAGAGGUUCCUUCUCCUUAGGCGUGUUUAGUGGUUUGGUUGGAGCAUCGUUGAUUCUUUUCUUAGUAAAAGACUUGGUUUUUGUAAGCGCAAUUUUGAGGUCUACAAGAAAGCUACACGACAAGAUGACACUUGCUGUUAUCAAGUCUCCUGUUCUGUUCUUUGAUACCAAUCCUGCUGGACGAAUAAUGAACCGCUUUUCCAAAGAUAUCGGUGCUAUGGAUGAUUUACUGCCGAUCCAAUUCCUUUAUUCGGUUCCUAUGUGCUUGAAUAUAGUUAUAGUUAUGUUACUGCCUUUGGUAGGUAGCCUGUGGAUCGCUGUUGCUGUCAUUCCAAUGGCAAUGCUGUUAUUCUUGAUUGCUGCGUAUUAUCUAAAGAGUUCUCGUGAGCUGAAGAGAAUAGAAGCGAUAAGAUGCAGUCCUGUCUAUGACCAUGUUGCCGAAACCAUUACAGGGUUAGAAGUCAUUCGAACAUCAGGGGCCGAAGAAGAAUGCUGCAACAAAUCAAUCAUCCUGAAACAAAUCCGUAAAUGAAAAAUGGGUGGAAAAUAUCAACGCCUUGCCUCUGAAGCUGGUUCCAAGACGUUCAAAACUGGUCUUUUCUCCUAUCUUUUCUUUACCUGGUUAAAUGGGC
Actinia tenebrosa (Australian red waratah sea anemone) is the source of this 1654-nucleotide messenger RNA. RefSeq names its product ATP-binding cassette sub-family C member 4-like. Gene Ontology annotation, cellular component: membrane. Gene Ontology annotation, molecular function: ABC-type transporter activity; ATP binding; ATP hydrolysis activity. Lineage: Eukaryota; Metazoa; Cnidaria; Anthozoa; Actiniaria; Actiniidae. The record is from RefSeq and is a predicted model, not a curated record. Gene Ontology annotation, biological process: transmembrane transport.